Canis lupus familiaris (dog) is the source of this 993-nucleotide messenger RNA. Its product is annotated as 40S ribosomal protein S3a-like. Gene Ontology annotation, molecular function: structural constituent of ribosome. NCBI's taxonomy places the organism in Eukaryota, Metazoa, Chordata, Mammalia, Carnivora, Canidae. Gene Ontology annotation, biological process: translation. Gene Ontology annotation, cellular component: ribosome; cytosol. The record is from RefSeq and is a predicted model, not a curated record.
CAUUCUACUUCUAAUGUCACACACACAGAGCCCUCAUCAAUCUUCCAGAUUACCUGUGAUGCACAUCCCAUUCCAGUUGAAUGCUUAUUCAAUAAUAAAACUGGGCAGCAGUGCCAUGGUGGUCGGCAAGAACAAGCGCCUUAUGAAAGGCGGCAAAAAGGGAGCCAAGAAGAAAGUGGUUGAUCCAUUUUCUAAGAAAGACUGGUAUGAUGUGAAAGCGCCAUCUACGUUCAAUAUAAGAAAUAUUGGAAAAACACUAGUCACAAGAACUCAAGGAACCAAAAUUGCGUCUGAUGGUCUCAAGGGUCGCGUUUUUGAAGUUAGCCUUGCUGAUCUGCAGAAUGAUGAAGUUGCAUUUAGGAAAUUCAAGCUAAUCACUGAGGAUGUGCAGGGCAAAAACUCUAAUUUCCAUGGCAUGGAUCUUACCCGUGACAAAAUGUGCUCCAUGGUCAAAAAAUGGCAGACCAUGAUUGAAGCUCAUGUUGAUGUAAAGACUACCGAUGGUUAUUUGCUUCGUCUAUUUUGUGUUGGUUUUACUAAAAAACGCAAUAAUCAGAUUCGGAAGACCUCUUACGCUCAGCACCGACAGGUCCGCCAAAUCUGGAAAAAGAUGAUGGAAAUCAUGACCCGAGAGGUGCAAACAAAUGACUUGAAAGAAGUGGUCAAUAAAUUGAUUCCAGACAGCAUCGGAAAAGAUAUAGAAAAAGCUUGUCAGUCUAUUUAUCCACUCCAUGAUGUUUUUGUUAGAAAAGUAAAAAUGCUGAAGAAGCCCAAGUUUGAAUUGGGAAAACUCAUGGAGCUUCAUGGUGAAGGUAGUAGUUCUGGAAAAGCUACGGGGGAUGAGACCGGUGCUAAAGUUGAACGAGCUGAUGGAUAUGAACCACCAGUCCAAGAAUCUGUUUAAAAUUCAGACAUUUAAUGGUGACCAAUAAAAACAUUUGUGAUGUUUAAAAUAAUAAUAAUAAUAAUAAAACUGUUUUCUUUCUUUUCUAC